UCCUCUUUUUAUCAAUUCAUUUGGCAGUUUGCUAGUCAUCGGAAGGCAGUUUCAAUAGGAAAGCCAGCUAUGAGUUUCUUUUCAGUGUCGUGCUUUCUUUAUUUUUAGUAUCCUUUAGAAUUACUUGUACUACUUUAAGCCCUCCCAUGUGGGCAAUGUUGUCAUCGCAGGAGUUUGGAUUGUUUGCAAUAUUGUAUAGGAAUGAACACAGGAGGUUAGCGAAUAGCGAUGAUUACUGGGUGGUUGCUGCAUUUUGAUUAUUAGAUUGAUGGUCUAGGGAACCUUGUCUCCAAUGUUGUCUAAAAUUUGACUUAUCGUAUAUUAUACCAAUUGAGAGGUGAAAAAUCAGACCUAUAGUCUAUCAAAGAAAUCUCUGGACGUACUACACAGUGAUCCGUUGUUCCUGUGUGAUGGAUAUUUGUUGGAUUGUUUUCAUAGACGUCCACAAAUAUAACUGCUUUGGAUUUCAGUUACUGACAAUUCAGGUUUGACAAAUAGCUUGGGUACGUGGAUGAUUUUGCAUAGCACAGUGCUGUGUUAAUUGCUUUCAUCAGGCAUCCUGUUUGGUGCUUUAGUACAUGUCUGUCGUAGGCCUCUUGUGUUGUAUUAGGUUUAAUCUAGGUUAGUUAGGAAUCACUUGUUCAUUUGAAGUUCCCAAAUUCAGAAAAGUUUUGAAAUCCAGUAAUAUCCUCUUAUAUAUGGUCUUGGAGGAUAAGCACUUUCUCCUUUUCUCCUCCCUUCCUUGAGGUGGCCUUUAGAGUCAAUCCUUUGAAUGCCUUAGAUCAUAAGGUUCAUUUAUCUUUCUUCUCGUUUCUUAUCUUUCCUGUGCACAAACUUGUAGACAACCAGUCCUCAAAUAAGGUUUAAUGAGGGGGUCUUAUUGCGGUGCUGCUCUACAUUUAUUCUUCCUGAAUGUGUACACAUAGGAGAACGUAUCCAUGCAAGGACAAAGCUUUGACAAUGCAACAAAGAUCGUACAAUGGACUAUACAUGGGGUCCUCUCCGUCUAGUCAUGCAACUUCAGGAAAGGCAUUACAUUGUGGUCCACAUAACAUUUUAUUUAAGCCGAGGAACUACGCAAUUGCAACUUGUUGCUCUUUAAACCCAAACAAAGGGUGUUAUAGUCUUUAUUCGGAUAGUGAAUCACGUAACAGGAAGAAAUUGUUGAGAUACAUAGCUGUAAGAUCUGAGCUUGCUGGAACUGGGACUUCCGGUGCUUCUUAUCCUCUAUCAGGACGUCAUGUAGUUCCAAAAGUGAGAGGAAUUUGCUUUUAUGCUGUUACUGCUGUUGUCGCCAUUUUCCUUUUUGUGCUUAUGCUGGUGGCACAUCCUUUCGUGCUCUUGUUGGAUCGAUACCGUAGACAAGCUCAUUACUUUAUUGCAAGAAUUUGGGCACUUGCAACUGUCACUCCAUUGCUUAACGUUGACAUUAAGGGUUUCGAAAAUUUGCCGGCACCAGAUACCCCUGCUGUAUACGUGUCCAACCACCAGAGCUUUUUAGACAUAUAUGCUCUUCUUGCUAUUGGGAGAAGCUUCAAGUUUAUCAGCAAGACUUCUAUUUUUGUUUUUCCUAUUAUUGGUUGGGCCAUGAUCUUGAUGGGUGUUAUUCCUUUACGACGCAUGGACCCCAGAAGCCAAUUGGAAUGCUUGAAGCGGUGUACGGAUUUUCUUAAGAAGGGAGCAUCUGUUUUUUUCUUCCCUGAGGGUACUCGGAGUAAAGAUGGAAAGUUAGGGGCCUUCAAGAAAGGUGCAUUCAGUACUGCUGCAAAAACCGAAGUGCCUGUUGUUCCUAUCACUAUUAUUGGGACUGGUAAAAUCAUGCCUGCCGGAAGGGAGCGUAUACUAAAUCUGGGAUCUGUUAGAGUUAUUAUCCACAAGCCCAUUGAAGGAAGUGAUCCAGAAAUACUUCGAAAUCAAGCUAGAAACAUUAUUGCAGAUGGGCUUGUUCAUCAAGGCUGAUGCUGCUUAAAUUUUGUCCUUGCAUCCAAAUAGGUAACCCUUGUUGCGGACGGGGGUAAUAUGAUGUAUGAAUUUUCUGACGCAUUGUUCUACCAUGCAUUGAAAUUAAUGUAAUUUUUUUUUUUGAUUAUCCUUGAUGCACUUAACCUGUCAGUGUAGAAUAAUGCUAUAAAUACGAACAAUUCUUGCUAUCUUUUCUUA
Molecule: messenger RNA, 2160 nt
Organism: Rhododendron vialii
Lineage: Eukaryota; Viridiplantae; Streptophyta; Magnoliopsida; Ericales; Ericaceae
Product: 1-acyl-sn-glycerol-3-phosphate acyltransferase LPAT1, chloroplastic
Exons: 6
Coding region: 913-1959 (348 amino acids)
Biological process (GO): phosphatidic acid biosynthetic process
Cellular component (GO): membrane
Molecular function (GO): 1-acylglycerol-3-phosphate O-acyltransferase activity
Source: RefSeq, a predicted model, not a curated record